Molecule: messenger RNA, 7444 nt
Organism: Pipra filicauda (Wire-tailed manakin)
Lineage: Eukaryota; Metazoa; Chordata; Aves; Passeriformes; Pipridae
Gene: SNAP23
Product: synaptosome associated protein 23
Exons: 7
Coding region: 4096-4725 (209 amino acids)
Biological process (GO): synaptic vesicle fusion to presynaptic active zone membrane; exocytosis; synaptic vesicle priming
Cellular component (GO): synaptobrevin 2-SNAP-25-syntaxin-1a-complexin I complex; plasma membrane
Molecular function (GO): SNAP receptor activity; syntaxin-1 binding
Source: RefSeq, a predicted model, not a curated record
AGUUUUGCAUAGUCUGUAAGUGCCAGGCCUUCCUAUGUAAGGGGCAGAGGGAGACUUGUACUGAAAUGCGUUUAAUCCUUGCAGGUUGGUAACUGAGUAAAUACUGCAGAAUACUUUUUGAUAAUGAAAAGUAAAUACAGCUGACAUCACAUCCUUCUUCAAAGGAGUUUUACUUUGUAUUUAGGCACAUUAGUUACUUGUUUAAAACUUAGCAGUCUAGAGAGAAAAUAAACUAAAAUAACGGACUGUUCCAUUAUAAUUAUGAAGUCUCAUUUUAGGCUGUCCUCUUUUUUUCACGUUGGUUACUUUGUGGUUAGGAUUUUUAAAAUGGAAGGAGAGGGAAAGCAAAACAAAUAGGCAUUGAACAUGGAUAUUAAAAUAAAUGCUUGCCUUGGCAAUUAUCAUAAUAAAAAUACAUGUUAGGUACACUUUAGCCAUAUCAAGUUUUUCUCUCUGUAUAUUUUGUCUUUAUUGAGUAAUCUUAAUGCCUUGGAUACAGAAUCAUUUUGUCAUGUACCAUUAACUUAAGAGCUGGAUACCUCAAUGGGUGCUUCGAUUCCUCGGCAGAAAGAUGGGCGAAUGAGUAUCCUCUAUGUGUAUAUACUGUGUUCUGUUGGAAUAGCUGAGUUGUUAUUUCAAUACAAAUGAUGUCAUCUUGGGUGUUGUAACUUCUUUAGAGAUAUCUUGCAGUAAAGGCACAUACUACGUUCAGCUAUUCCAAUUAGGCAUGCAACUAUCAAGUGUGUAUUUACAUCUCUGGAAACAGGCUUUUUUGGAAAUGUUUGGUUUCUUUUAAAUUACUGUUGUGUGCUUUUUUGACUGUUUUAAACUGCUGUAUGGUGAAAAGUCUUUUUACUGCCUGGGGAAUGUCUUUUUCUAUUCUGCUUUAUGGCACUAAUUGCCUCUGCAGAGCUACUGUGCAGGUUAUGUGUGGGCUUACAAAAACAAUGCUGCAAACUAAUGGGAAUAAAACUGGCUUUUUGGAAUCUAUCGCAUUGGGUUUGGAUAUUCAGUUUUAAACAGAAAUUAUAAUCAAACAAAUUCAAAGAGCCUGUUUUAAGAAGAAAAUGCUAUCUUGUUUUGCAUAGCUCUAAAGACAAUGGCUGAAAAGUGAAGGCGAGUAAGCUUGCUGGGAAGUAUAGAGAAAGAAGAGUUCUCUCAUUGUUCUCAGUGUCAUAAGACCUUAAGAAAUUAUCAGAAAAGACUAGAAAAUAACUGUACCCUAUUAUCCACGAUAAAAGAUUGUCAGAACAUUUAUCUCUUAACCAAGUGUUCUGAGUGGUUUUACUUAGCUUCCUCGCACAUAGGUCAUUUGUCUUUGCAGUUAUGUGAAAUAUUGUUUUAGAGUAUGGUUUCAUUUCACAAGAGGCAAAACACUAUGUGUCCAAAUAUGAGCAUCAGAAGAUAAACACAUGCUUACCUCAGCUUUGAGGAAUCCUGGAUUUUCUCUGUCUGCUAUGUGGAAGGGUUUUUUCCUCUACAUCUUGCAGCUAUAUUUCUUCAGUGUUAGAUCAAUUUAUAAACAGUUUCAAGACCAAAUACCAUUGAUUUAAGGGGAAAGUGGAGGAGUGCUGUGGGUUUCCAUAGAACUUCUUGCUGACUGGCAGUGGAACUAUUCAGGAAGAUGUGAGCAAGCUAGGGGAACACAAAGCUUGUCUGUCAGCUGUUAGAACUGGUUUGCUGAUGACACAAAGCUGGGCGGAGUGACUGAGGCUUCAGAAUGCUGUGUAGCCCUUCAGAAGGACCUGGGCAGAGAAGAACUGUCUGAAAUUCAACAAAGGCAAAUGCAGGGUCCUGCGCCCAGGGAAGAAUAACCCUCUGCACCAGUGCAGGCUGGGAUCUGACCUUCUGGAAAGCAGCUCUGCAGAGAAGGACCUGGGGGUCCUGGUGGACAACAAGCUGUCCAUGAGCCAGCAGUGUGUCCUUGUGGCCAAGAAGGCCAAUGGUAUUCUGGGGUGCAUUAGAAGAGCAUUGCCAACAGAUCGAGGGAGGUGAUUUCGCCAUUCUACUCAGCCCUGAUGAGGUCACAUCUGGAGUCCUAUGUCCAGUUCUGGGUUCCUCAGAACAAGAGAGAUAUGGAGCUCCUGGAGCAAGUCUGGUGGGGGGCAACAAAGAUAAUUGAGGGACUGGAGCCUCUCUCAUACGAGGAAAAGCUGAGGGAGCUGGGCAUGUUCAGCCUUGAGAAGAGAUGACUGAGAGGGGACCUCAUCAAUGUCUGUAAGUGUCUGAAAUGCAGGUGCAAAGAGGAAGGAUCCAGGCUCUUCUCUUGGUAGUGCCAAACAAUAGGAUGAGAGGCAAUGGGCAGAGACUGAUGCACAGGAAGUUCCAUCUGAAUAUGAGGAAGAACUUCUUUACUGUGUGGGUGACUGUGCAUUGGAACAGGUUGCCCAGAGAGGUUAUGGAGUCUCCCUCACUGUAGAUAUUCAGAACUCUCUGAAUGCAAUCCUGUGCAGUGUGUUUUUAGGAUGACCCUGCUUGAGCAGGGAGAUUGGACCAGAUGACCCACUGUGGUUCCUUCCAACCUUACCCUUACUGCUGAACUUCUGUGAUUUGGUGGCAAAUACUUGUAUCUGACAUUAGAUAAUUGCUUGAAAACAGAACUUCAGACACUUUCUGGUUUAGUGUGUUACUGUUAUCUUAUUUGUGUCAAAAAUGGAUUGGUAGUUCCUCCAUCAGCUAACAUAAAUAGGACAAAGUUGAGUGGGAAUGGUUUGAUAGCUAACAGUACAUGAAGUAGCUCUUCAUGUGAUUGUUAUGUCUCUUCAGGUAAUUACUACCGUAUUUCAGCAUGGCAUUAUCUUUCAUAGGACUUUAUUAAUAAGAUCACAGUUGUCAAGCCCAGGGUUUAAUUUAGUAGGGUGUCUGUAAGCUUCAGUCUUGAAGUUAAUUCAUAAUGUCAUGAAGUUACCAUCCAAACUGCACUACCUAGUGUUCUUAGUGUGGUAGUUGGAAGUGCUAACUGCUGUUGUCUUCCUUCUUUUUCAGCCUCACUGCUAGUUUGUUCUUCCAAUGGUUUCUCCAUGAACAUGUGGUUCUAGUAGCACAGCACAAUGUUCUGGCAGUACUGAAUAAAACACAAAACUCAGUAUCUGAUUAAAAAGUAUACACUCUUUCUUCAGAUUUUGGGUGUUUUGUUGACAUGAAGGUAGUAGUAUAAUGCAUUUGCAAAUAACUGUUCGAAGAUAGGAGACUUAUUACCCUUUAAAGACUUAUUUUAUAAACAAAUCCUUCUUAUGCAUUGUUUGAGAAUAUUAUUGUCAUACCCUUACUUCAAAAGUCAAGAAACUGUUGUCCUGUGUAGCAUUGGCUGCAAUAUGGCUCUCGGGUAACUCCAAGGCAGUCUGUAGGGUUACAUUGUACAUCCAGCAGUUGUGCUUAUGCUGGCAUGUGAACUUUUGGGUAGCCAAAUCUAUCAGAGAUAGAUUUGAAAACCUUUGCUACAGUUACAGAGUGAUAAAUACCAAUUAAAAUUUUUGCGGAUGCUUUUGCAUUUGAGGGAUUCACCAUACCACAACAACAACUACUUCUGGAGUGUGACUGGAAUCAUUUUAGGUGGUGUUUUAUCUAUGAAAAUGUUUCCCCUUCUUAUGACUCUUGAAAUCCCUCAAUGGGAAUGGAAAGAACACUUAAAACUUAUGCUAGUAACUUAAAGGUCUUAAUGAGUUUUUUUUCUGGAUUACUGGGCAAACCCAUGUGCUUUUCCAACAUGGGGAAACUUGUUAUUUUAAGACUUAAUUUCCUGAUUUAUUUUUUUUUACCUUAAAACAACAAUAGAGUUUUCAAAAACUGUUUAGGAACCCAAGUCUUGGAAAGGAAAUUAUUGGAUAUACCAGUUGUUCCUGUAUUUCUCUUAGCUCCUAAGUUAGGUCAUAUCAGCUGAAUAAUUAUUUUAGUGUCUUCUAGUCCUGACUAGGUGUUGUACUAAGCAGAAUGAAGUGUAUAGGCUUUCAUUCUUUGAACUACCUUCUAGUUUCAACUCUAAAUACUGAUGAAAGGAUCAGUAUCCUUUCAGAAAUAUGAUGCUUAACUGGUAUCUCUUAUUACAGGGGGAAGAUUCUCUUUAGUGUGAUUACUUACAAGUAAUAUUACCUCAUCAUGGAAGAACUAUCACCAGAAGAAAUUCAGCUGAGGGCCAACCAGGUCACUGAUGAGUCUUUGGAAAGCACAAGGAGGAUUCUUGGUUUGGCCAUUGAGUCCCAGGAUGUUGGCAUCAAAACUAUUACCAUGCUAGAUGAACAAGGAGAACAACUAAAUCGCAUAGAAGAAGGCAUGGACCAGAUAAAUAAGGACAUGAGAGAAGCUGAAAAGACACUGACAGAGCUCAACAAAUGUUGUGGGCUCUGUGUCUGUCCUUGUAACAGGACAAAGAACUUUGAGGCCAGCAAGGCAUAUAGAGCAACCUGGGGAGAUGGAACAGAGAACUCAGCAGAUCAUGUGAUAUCCAUGCAACCAAGACGUAUAAACCAGCAGCAGCCUCAGGCUUCUGGAGGACCAAGUGGUGGAUAUAUUACAAGAAUAACAAAUGAUGCCAGAGAAGAUGAAAUGGAUGAAAAUCUUGCUCAAGUGGGAAACAUUCUUGGGAAUUUGAAAAACAUGGCUUUGGAUAUGGGCAAUGAAAUUGAUGCCCAGAAUAAACAAAUAGACCGGAUAAACGUAAAGGCUGAUACAAACAGGGACCGCAUUGAGCAAGCCAACAUCAGAGCCAAGAAAUUAAUUGACAAUUAAAGCCUACUGUCAUUGUUCAAUGACACUGUCUCUCCAGCUGCAAACCACCAUAUUCAUGGAUCUGUGAACUUUUAUUCUUUAAUAAGAGGGGCUGGGAAAAAUGAAGCAGUAACUUUCUAUAGUAAUUAAUUUUCUCUUAUUGCUUCAUGUAAACAUGGCUUUGACUCAAAGAAAGCAGCCAACUUCCUUCUACUCAUCUGCCUUCACUUCCUCUAUACUGCUCAGGGCUAAAAGUAUUAGGGCUUUGAGAAUCUUCUUGCAUGUUUUAUUCCUCCUCCCAGUUUUCCUUUUUUUUUAAUUUUUUUUUUUUAAUUUCCUGCAUCGAAAAUACAGUCCUUUUAUUGAAGCUGAACAAGCAGGGGUAACCUGAAUUCACAGUUGUGGAAAGUUGGAGAGGGCACUUUGCACUGUUUGAAAUACCUCAUAAGUUGAGUGUCUUCACUAAAAUAGGGACUUGGUGAACAUUGUCUAACUUGUAUCUCUAGCAUGCUAACCAUAGCUUUACAAUCCAAACCACAUGACUGGUUUGGGGUUGAGUUUGUGGAUCAAAAAAUUGAAGAGGCCCAUUACUUACAGCUUGUGAGUUGAGGGCUUUAAAACACUUUGUAACCACACGAACUUUAAGGUAAUGGUAACUGGAGGGAUAUAGAGGUUUCCAUUUCUUUACUGUAAAUUGGCAUCACUUUGGAGGCCAUGACUAGGAAAUCAUGCUGCAUUGUUCUGAUAUUUGUUGUGCGUGUAUAUAUAUGCCUGAUCUAAACCCUGUGCACACGUGAGUAGAAGAAAAUAAAACUAUCUCCCUAAAGUAUUUAUUUGAUGGAAAUUUUUACACCCCUCAUCUGAAAAUUAACUUCUAAGUGUUUGAAUGAUGCAUCUAAACUGGAAGAAACUGAGUAGAAAAGCAUGCAGAUCUCUUGCAUCCCAUAUCUUAUUCUCUUUUGCCCAGUUUUCACUGGAGUUCAGUUUAUGCCUUUCUCCAGUACAAAAUAGUGACUGAAAUCUGGUGUGGAGUUUGCUGUCAGCAGUGAUUUUGGGAGUACUUUUUAAACCUAUCAAAACCAGAGAAGCUUAUUACGAAACUUUUUUGUCACAGGUCUGGAGGAAGAAGUAGCCAUUUAUGAACUGUAUGCUAGUUCUAAAUAAACUAGUUCUAAAUAGUUUCCUGACUGGUUUAUUAUUGCAGAUAUUGGGACUGGCAAUUGGAAAUAUUACAUGUCCAAGUUACUUGCAACUAAAAGUUCUUGUUCUAUUGCAGAAUAGAGGAGUUUCUGACCAGGUGAGGUGAAGCUCUUUCCUAUGAAGAAAAACAUUUUGGUUUUACUGUAGUAUAAUUGGAUUUAUUUCCAGAAUUUUUCUUUAAAGCUUUAUAGUAAUUAAAUUGCAAGUGGCUUAUAUAAUUUUAACUCCACCCAGCUAUAUACUAUGCCUGUUUUACAGUUGAAAGUGAUGCUUUGGAGUAACCCAUGAUACUCAGUGUUGGAUGGCAAAAAUCUUCAAACCAAAUUGAUUGGAGGAAUAAUUAAAACUAAUAGCAUUAUGGGGUGUUUUUUUGGGAGGACAGUCUACAAGUAUCCUGUAGCCACUAAUAUUGAAUCCCAGGGCUAGAGAUGACACUAAUCCAUUGAAAUGUUUAGACAGUGUUAGGUAUUUUGUUUUCUUUUUAGCAGAAAUACAGUCAGUAUUAGUGGUAUAUUUUCAGUUCACUCCCAGCACAACUUGAUAUUUAAAGAAAAAAACCAAAAUCAGCAACCACACAUACACAAAACUCAACAAAAACCUAACCAAACAAAACAGAAAAACCCAAACAACUGACCAAAGGAUGAAACAGCUGCAUGUAAUAAAUAGGCCAGUGGCAGUUUGCCUUAUGUGAAGAAGGUGAAGUCAUUUUUAGGGCAUUAGGUACUUCAGUACUGUGGAUUGGCUCCUGUCUAGCUUCCAGUAAUUGUUGCAAAGCCAAUGAAUUUCAAAAGCUUACUAGUUGCCCAAUCAGUAAAUGAAGAUUAUAUGCUUAAAAACCCAAGUAGCAAAGAAGUACUUUUUAAGAACAUGGCAUAGUAAACUUCAAAGAACCACCUACAUAAGAAAGUGUAGGGAAUUUUGGAUGAGCUUUUUUUUUCCUUCUUACAAACUUCAUGUUAACUGAAGGAUUAUUUGCUGCUAGUUGUGAAAGCAAAGUAUACAUUAUUUAAUUGUCUUCCUGGGACAGAAGACUGAAUUGGUUACCUUUUAUUCUGCUUACACAAUGCAAACCUGCUCUGUAGCAUUUGAACAUUUCAAACAUUGGAAUGUUUUUCUCCCUUGCCACUACAAGUCCAUAUUCUUGACUCGCCUGAGCUCUAACAACAAAUUAACACAUUGGCUGACAGAACACUGUGAUGGGUAUAUCAGAAUUGUAAUAUUGCAAUGAAUACCACACAAGGAAAUAAUUUCUGAGACUCUGAGCUGAGUAUUAGCGGAGCAUCGAUACUAUUUUCUGAUCUGCAAGACCCAAAUCCAUGAGGGAGUUGGUGCCUUUAUGUUAGUGAACAACACAGUCUGCUACUUGGAUUGUCUUACUGUUGUCUAUAGAAUAGAUGCCUAAUUUCCGUAUCUAUGGUAUGAAAUCAACCCUUGUACAUCUUUGUAUGUCUGAAUGCUAUUAAGAAUGAAGGCUUACAGUUUCUGCUUUUGAUUGUUAAAUUAUAUAUUGUGCACAAAAAUACAUACUUUUAUAACUGAA